AUUUGCGCCCUUUUUUGGCGUCAAGUUAAUUUGUUUAAUUUCGGCUAAAAUGUCAAAAAAAUUAAACAGCAGUGUGGGUGGUACGCCUAAAAAUACGCUUUUUAACUAUUUUUCCAAGUCGCCGGCGGUUGACAAAAAGAAACUCACGCCCUGCGCAGCAAUCGAGGCACAAAAAGAAAAUCUACAGAAUGGCACUGACAAGGAUACAAAGAAUAACCUUAAGCCGAAUGCUAAGCGCAAGUUAUCUGUAUCGCCAGCUGUUGCCAAAGAAGACAAAAAGAAAAUAGAAGUGGAUGAAGACGAGCAGGAUGAACAGAUUAGCGGACGGAAGCGUAAGCGUAUAAUCGCGCCUGAAUCGGAAAGCGAAGACGAAUAUGAAUCCCAAUCGGAGCCGGACUUUUCCGAAGAUGGCUCAGAGUACGAGCCUGAUAACAAGGAGCAGGCAGCAAGUGAGGAAAGCGAAAGCGGUGAGGAGGAAGUUGAUGAGCACAGUGAGUCAGACUCUGAGGAUAAUCCAACACCCAAGAAAAGUCUCAAAAAAUUCAACAAAAAUUACAAUAAUAAUAAUAACGAUAAAGAGCCCGCAACGAAAAAACCUAAACUGGAAAGCAAGACACAUGUACUGGCAACCGGUGGCAGUUUCAUGGAGAAACUCCAACAACUCCAGAGCAAUGCUAAGCAAGAUGGCAACUAUGAUGAGAUUGCUACCAAUACCAACAACUUGGAUGAGCCUGUAGUGUGGCCACAUCAUAAGCUUGACUUUUUGCAGCCUGACAAGAUUAAAGACAAAGCAGGCCGGCGGCCUGAUCAUCCCAACUACGAUAAGAGCACAUUGCAUGUGCCAGAAAAAUUUCUCAAUUCAUUAUCUCCAGGAGUGCGCCAGUGGUGGAUACUAAAAUCGGAUAACUACGAUUGUGUGCUUUUCUUCAAGGUGGGAAAAUUCUAUGAGCUCUAUCAUGGGGACGCAGAUGUGGGCGUGAAUGAACUGGGAUUCACGUAUAUGCGCGGCGAAUUUGCGCAUUCGGGAUUCCCAGAAAUAUCCUACGAUAAGAUGUCCUCCAUAUUAAUUGACAGAGGCUAUAAGGUUGCGCGCGUGGAGCAAACUGAAACUCCAGACAUGAUGACAGAACGCUGCAAGCGGAUCAAGCCCACCAAAUUCGACAAGGUAGUGGCUCGUGAGAUCUGCCAAAUAACAGAUCGUGGCACACAGGUAUAUGGAUCUCAAUGCGCCAUAGGACCCAAUCAUCAGCCCAACUAUAUGCUGGCCAUAGUUGAGCAAGAUGUGGGCAGCUGCAGCAAAUAUGGCGUUUGCUUCAUAGACACCUCAAUUGGCGACUUUCAUGUAGGCGAGUUUGAUGAUGAUAAAAGUUGUUCCAGAUUGUUGACGCUGUUAUCGCAUCAUAUGCCCGUCUUGCUGCUGCAUGAGAAAUCUACGCUAAGUUCUCGGACACAUCCGAUUUUACGCACAGUUCUGGGCGGUAUACUCAAGGAGCAGCUGCCGAGCGAUGGCGCUCAAGUCUGCAGCGCUGAGAAGACACUUAAGCUGCUGGCGGAGCGAUACUAUGCAGCUGGCGAGGACAAUUGGCCACUGGUGUUGCGCAGCAUGCAAUCAGAUGUUGAUCACUUAGGCUUGACGCCAGCCGAACCAUAUAAGCUGGCACUUAAGGCCCUGGGUCAAUGCAUUUACUACAUUGGCAAAUGCAAACUGGAGCCCAAGGUUUUGCCUAUGGCGCGCUAUCAGUUAUAUGUGCCGCCCGAUCAGUUGGAUGAUGUGCCGUCUGCUUUGCUAAACACUGUGCGUCGCUCUCAUAUGGUGCUGGAUGCCACCACUUUGUCCAAUUUGCGCAUCAUAGGUCCAGAGCAUACGCUGCUGUCCACGCUGGAUCAUUGCUGCACCAAGUUUGGGAAGCGUCUGCUGCAUCAUUGGCUCUGCGCGCCUAGCUGCGACGUGGAAGUAAUACGCGAGCGUCAGGCAGCAAUUGGGGAGUUGAUACAGCGUAGCGAAGACUUGCAGCAGCUACGCGCCUUGUUUGCGCCCUUGCCGGACUUUGAGCGUCACUUAGCGCAAAUUCAUUUGUUUGGCAACAAGCAUAUAAAGCAGAUGGACCAUCCAGAUGCACGCGCCAUACUUUUUGAAGAGAAGUUGUACAACAAGCAGAAACUUCGCAAUUUUAUGAGCAUACUGAAGGGCUUUGAAACGCUUAUGAAGCUACCAAAAAUGCUGCAGCAUUGCCAAUCGAAGCUAUUGCAGCGCCUGUCGCAGUUGACCGAUAGCGGUGGCAGCUUUCCCGACCUUAGCGAGCAGCUGCAUUUCUUUGAGAAUGCCUUUGACCAUGAGGCAGCUGAUAAAACAGGUGUGGUGGCGCCACAGCUCGGCAUGGAUGCGGACUAUGAUGAAGCGCAGCAACACAUAGCUGAUGUAGAUCUGCGUCUAAAGGAUUACCUCAAAGAACAGGAGCGACACUUUGGCUGCCGUGUGGUCUACUUUGGCUCUGAUAAGAAACGCUAUCAGCUGGAAGUGCCUGAAGCACAUGCCCAUAAGGCCAACAAAGCCUACGCACUGGAGGGACAGGUCAGAGGAAAAAAGCCUGCGCGACGCUAUACUACGCUGGAAACGAAGGCUCUGCUGAAGGAAAUGCAACAAGCUGAGGAUGUGCGUAAUGAAGUGCUCAAAGAUUUGGCGCGCAGACUCUUUGAAAAGUUUUCCAAGCACUAUGCACAGUGGCACCAAUGCGUUGAUUGCGUGGCUCACAUAGAUGUGCUGGCUGCUUUAGCGGAGUAUGCGCGUCAGCAGCUGGUCAGCUGUGUGCCAGAGCUGGUGGCAGCCAAUGGACAGCCUUUUAUAGAGCUAGAAGAGGGAUAUCAUCCAUGCGUAGAUCCCUCCACCUAUAUACCCAAUGGACUACUGCUGGGCACGGACGCAGAGGCGCCGCUAUCGCUGUUAACUGGCCCCAACAUGGGCGGUAAGAGCACACUUAUGCGUCAGUUGGGACUGCUGUCGAUCAUGGUGCAAAUUGGCGCGCAUAUUCCCGCAACUAGCUGCCGCCUCUCCAUUGUCGAUCGCAUUUUUACACGUCUGGGCGCGCAGGACGAUAUUUUGGCCGGCCACAGCACUUUUCUGGUUGAGCUGAGUGAGACUUCGCUCAUACUGAAGCAUGCCACAGCACAUUCUUUGGUUCUACUGGAUGAAUUGGGUCGUGGCACGGCCACUUAUGAUGGUACUGCUAUUGCUGCUUCGGUUGUUAACUUUUUAGCUGAGCUUAAGUGCCGCACUUUGUUUUCAACGCAUUAUCAUAAUCUAAUUGACUUCUUUCACAUGGAUAAACGCAUUACAUUGGGUCACAUGGCCUGCAUGGUUGAGAAUGAAGAUAAUACAGAUCCCACGCAGGAAACGGUGACAUUUUUAUAUAAAUACACGGCAGGUGCUUGCCCCAAGUCGUAUGGGUUCAACGCUGCCAAGCUGGCUGGCAUGCCACAAGACAUUAUCAAGCGUGCCUAUGAGUUAUCCAAACAAGUGGAGGCUAUUGCCUUGCAGCGCAAGCUAACAGCCAAAAUUGUGGCAGCUGCAGUUGAUAGGUCCGCCAACCAGCAGAAAUUAUUGUCAACUGUUAAAGAUUUGUUGCUGCAGCUUCAACUUUGCCAUGUCUAGUUUAUGAGCUAAAUCUUUUUAGCACUUUGGAGGCUUCUCAGAGUUUUUUGUUUUUUUUUUUUUGUUUUGUAGCAAUUUGUUUGUAUUGUCACAGCUUGAGUGGUUGUUACCUAAACAUUUGCAUUUGAAACACAGUAUAAUUGCCAAGAAAAUAAACUUUAAGUAUCUAUAAAUAAAUGUCAAA
This is a messenger RNA of Drosophila busckii, 3833 nucleotides long. RefSeq names its product probable DNA mismatch repair protein Msh6 (gene Msh6). Gene Ontology annotation, molecular function: ATP-dependent DNA damage sensor activity; mismatched DNA binding; ATP binding. The record is from RefSeq and is a predicted model, not a curated record. The transcript has 5 exons. Gene Ontology annotation, biological process: mismatch repair. Gene Ontology annotation, cellular component: MutSalpha complex; nucleus. The coding region runs from base 50 to 3649 and encodes 1199 amino acids. NCBI's taxonomy places the organism in Eukaryota, Metazoa, Arthropoda, Insecta, Diptera, Drosophilidae.